Rhineura floridana is the source of this 1450-nucleotide messenger RNA. RefSeq names its product ATPase H+ transporting V1 subunit E1 (gene ATP6V1E1). The coding region runs from base 244 to 924 and encodes 226 amino acids. Gene Ontology annotation, biological process: proton transmembrane transport. The transcript is spliced from 9 exons. Lineage: Eukaryota; Metazoa; Chordata; Lepidosauria; Squamata; Rhineuridae. Gene Ontology annotation, molecular function: proton-transporting ATPase activity, rotational mechanism. The record is from RefSeq and is a predicted model, not a curated record. Gene Ontology annotation, cellular component: proton-transporting two-sector ATPase complex, catalytic domain.
CAGCACGCAGGCGCUGCCGACCUUCGCUGAUGUCAUGACGAACCAUGCCUCCCAUUGGCGGGCUGCGAGGAAACAAGUGGGCGGGGCUCUGGUGAGGAAGGGUGGAGAGCAGCUGUGAGUGACCCGAACCGGAUUUGAUUCCUUUCCCUUCGAGCCUUCUAAGGACCCUGGCCUGAGCAGACGCUUUCUUUGCCUUCUCUUUCUGCCGCCUGAGCCCGCUUUCCUCCUUCGUCCGUCCUCACAAUGGCGCUGAGCGAUGCCGACGUCCAGAAACAGAUCAAGCACAUGAUGGCUUUCAUUGAACAGGAAGCCAAUGAAAAGGCAGAAGAAAUAGAUGCUAAGGCUGAAGAAGAAUUCAACAUUGAGAAAGGUCGGCUUGUUCAGACACAGAGACUGAAGAUAAUGGAGUACUAUGAAAAGAAAGAGAAACAAAUUGAACAGCAGAAGAAAAUUCAGAUGUCCAACCUGAUGAAUCAGGCAAGACUGAAGGUUCUUAAAGCGAGGGAUGAUCUGAUUGCAGAUUUGCUGAGCGAAGCCAAGCAGAGACUGGUUAAAGUAGUGAAAGAUACUGGCAGAUACCAAACUCUGUUGGAUGGAUUAGUUCUGCAGGGAUUUUAUCAGUUACUCGAGCCUACAAUGACUGUCCGUUGCCGGAAACAGGAUCUUCCUUUGGUUAAGGUUGCAGUCCAGAAGAGCAUCCCAGUCUACAAAGCUACCACCAAAAAUGAUGUUGAUAUUCAUAUUGACCAAGAGUCAUGUCUCCCUGAGGACAUAGCUGGGGGUGUUGAAAUCUAUAGCAGUGACAAUAAAAUCAAGGUUUCCAAUACUCUGGAAAGCCGGCUGGAUCUUAUCGCCCAGCAGAUGAUGCCAGAUGUCCGAACAGCGCUUUUUGGUGCCAACAGCAAUAGGAAGUUCAUGGACUAAAUUUCUUCAAUGAUGGAAUCUCUUCUGCUGCCAUAGUGAAGAGAGAUGCCAGAGCAUCCCUAAUCAGUCAACAGCCCCUUUAAAAUGUAGUAUUCAGUGCUAUAUUGUCUUGUCCUGCAUAUGGUCUUCAGUUAAGUUAUAUAUAUAUAUAUUGCAUACCUGCUAUGCUUAGCCUGAUUGGAAGAGAGGCUGGAAGACGUCUGUCCACAGAGCAAUGACAGGUGAAACAAAAAUUGAGGCAUACAGGUUCCUUGAGACAGAUUCCUCAGGGAUCAGUGGUCAGUCUGUGCUUUGACUGCGUCCCUCAAACCAUGUCAUCAACCUGUGCUGCUUAUCCACCAUUUCCUUAUUUACAAAAGCUGUUCUAUACUAUGUUAAAUAGGGGGCAUAUAUUUCUUUUGAGGGUCACUGUAACAUUAACUUGGUCAGCCCCAGAUUCUUGUUCUGUAUAUGUGGUUUCAAAAAUUAUAUAGAGAUAUAUUCACACCUGUGCACCCUCUAGACUGAAAUAAAAAGGUAUGUGAAA